Molecule: messenger RNA, 741 nt
Organism: Verticillium nonalfalfae
Lineage: Eukaryota; Fungi; Ascomycota; Sordariomycetes; Glomerellales; Plectosphaerellaceae
Exons: 6
Coding region: 1-741 (246 amino acids)
Biological process (GO): regulation of transcription by RNA polymerase II; chromatin remodeling
Cellular component (GO): NuA4 histone acetyltransferase complex; Swr1 complex
Molecular function (GO): histone binding
Source: RefSeq, a predicted model, not a curated record
AUGAUUGUAGAGCCACCCGCUUCAUGGUUGAGCCCGAGAGUGCUAAGUCUUGUCGUGUCGCAGCGCAAAAUCCGCCUCGUGACGGACCAAAAUGUCAUGCCCGACAAACCGGCGCAGGUCGAGGGCUUUCCCAUGAGGAAAUGGUCCGUCUCCAUCUUCGUCUUGGACGAGGCAGGCGAGGAACACACGGCCGAUUGCUUCCAGAAGGUCGUGUAUAACCUUCACCCUUCCUUUGAGAACCCAACGCAAACCUUCCCCAAACCCCCCUUCACCUGCGAAAACGAAGGCUGGGGAGAAUUUGAAAUGGUCAUUGAUUGCUAUACGACGGAGAAGUCCAAGCAGUCCAUCCCACACGACCUCAACUUCCAAUCCAACCACUACGUCUCCGAGCACACAGUCUCUUUCAAGAAUCCAAGCCAGGCGCUUCAGCAGAUUCUCCGCGAGACAGGACCUCUACCCAACGACGAGGACCGCGCCAAGCGCAAGGGCGCCGCUGGUGCCGCCGGCCCCAAGAAGGCCAGCCAAAAGUACGACUACGAGAAGAUUGCCGAUGGCCUCGGACGCCUCGAGGAGGAUGACCUGCUGCGCGUGAUCCAGAUCAUUAACGAUAACCGGACCGAGGGCAUGUUCAUCAAGAGUGACGUGGACGCCGGCGAGUUCUCGAUCGACCUGUAUUCCAUGCCCGAGACGCUUACGAAGCUUCUCUGGGACCACCUGAACAAGAAGGGUCUCAUCAGUUAG